Messenger RNA from Phalaenopsis equestris, 898 nucleotides. RefSeq lists its product as uncharacterized. The record is from RefSeq and is a predicted model, not a curated record. NCBI's taxonomy places the organism in Eukaryota, Viridiplantae, Streptophyta, Magnoliopsida, Asparagales, Orchidaceae. Bases 159 to 398 code for a protein of 79 amino acids. The transcript has 2 exons.
GUUGUGCAGGUUCGGUAUCCCCAACGACCGACGCCGAAGUAGCGGGGAAAUCGCGACGGGGGACUUCGCUGGGAUCGCCUUAAUCCUGCAGGCAAACAGCCGUAGAAGGUUGGCUUUAGAAUCUCCAAAGAAAUACAUCUAGGUCGCGCACGCCGGAGAUGCCGACAAGCGGCGGCAAUAGCGGUGGUCGGCGCGGCGCCCAGAUCCAGCGUCCGUCGCUGAUAACAAGAGCGGUCAACUCAGUCUUCAGUUUUGUUCGCUUGGCCGAGUUCGAGAUCCUUUUCUUCGUUUUCUUCGUAAUCGCCUUCCUCAAAUUCAAGGAUUUGAUAUCACGCCCCGAAUACAAUCAGAUAUUUGUGAAGAAGCCUAUUGAUGACAGUGACGAAUGGCCUUACUGAUUCUUCUUGACUCUGACCAUGUGCUGUUGCAGCAUAAUGGCAUCAACCUUGGUCCAACACUGGCAUAUGUUUUUAUUAUAAGUAAUGUCUGCAAACUGCUAUAAAAAAAGGUAGUAUGGUUUGUAAUCCCUUGCUUUUUCUGUCUCUCUCACGGAAAAUAUUUGUGUACGUAAGACGUACGCAGCGCUGCGUACGUCGGGAGGUUAUUCAAAGGGUAUGGGGGGUUAUAUCUGCGUUAUACCACUUGUAAUUUUCUUAUAACCUACCUGUAACCUACAAAUAUGUUCUUCGCUUUUGUAGUUCCGGUAGGUACAGGUAAGUUACAGGGUGGUUACAGGGGGUAUAAUGCGAAUAUAACCCCCCUAUACCCUCUGGAUAACCUCCCGACGCACGCAGCGCUGCGUGCGUCUUACGUACGCAAAUAUUUUCCCUCUCUCACACACACAAACUCUGCGCUUUUGUAAAGAAUUUUGAUUCUUAAUGUUUGUUGGCUUGAAAAA